AUGUCUCCAAGCGCAAACAAUGAAGGAUUCAGCACCCACGUCAAUGGCCAUAUCAACGGAGUCGAGGGUGAUGUGGAAAACGCCGUCAUCGUCGGUGCUGGACCUGCAGGGUUGAUGCUAGGUGCAAAUUUGGCACGAUAUGGCAUCAAAUCCAGGAUCGUGGACGACAGGGAUGACAAGACCUCGACUGGGAGGGCUGAUGGGUUGCAACCUAAGACCAUCGAGACAUUCAAGCAGCUACGCUUGGCCGAUUCCCUGUUGCAGAAGGGCGUUAAGAUCUACGACAUAUGCUUCUGGAAUUCAACAUCUACACAGCCUCUGCACAGAACAAGGAGGGAAGUACAUUACCCUUCUGAACUGGAUGUGAAAGACCCAUUCAUCCUGCUGGUACAUCAAGGCAUGGUUGAGGAUAUCUUCAUCGAGGACAUGAAGGACAGGGGCAUUGAAGUCACUCGAAGCUCUCCUUUCCAAUGUUACGAGGCAACUCAGGAUCCCGAAGCGCCAAUUGAGGCCAUCUGCAAGGAUAACAAGACGGGAUCGAGUAUAUCGUUCAAGACCAAAUACCUUGUUGGUUGCGACGGCGCCCACUCCAAUGUUCGUAAGAGCAUUGCAGGUGCUCAAAUGGUUGGCGAGAGCAGUAAUUCGAAAUGGGGUGUGCUUGAUGGUGUCAUUGAGACCGACUUCCCGGACUUAUGGAGCAAGGUCGUGAUCCAUUCGGAAACCGAAGGAACUGUUCUUUGCAUUCCAAGAGAACGCAACAUGACGAGGCUGUACAUUGAGCUUGAUCGGAAUUUACAGGAUAGUGUUCCCACGGAAGCAACUCAAGACUUCGUCAUGAAUCAAGCUCGAAAGAUUAUGGCACCGUUCUCGGUAGAGUGGUCUAGCGUCGAAUGGUUCAGUGUCUACAAGGUCGGACAGCGAGUAGCUAGCACAUUCUCAGCGGAGAACGACAGGGUGUUUAUCACUGGUGAUGCUGGCCACACCCAUUCCCCAAAAGCCGCUCAAGGCAUGAAUACCUCAAUGCACGACACCUUCAACCUUGCAUGGAAACUCAACCUCGCGAUCCGUGGCCUCGCCACUCCAGAUCUUUUGUCUACGUAUCAGCACGAACGACGCAAGAUCGCUCAAGACCUGAUAAACUUCGACUUUGAACACGCUGCUGCCUUUUCCGAUGGCGACUCCAAGGCUCUGGCGGACAACUUCGCCACCAAUGUCGGUUUUAUAUCUGGAGUUGGCGUCAAAUACGCAGCCAAUGUCCUCAACCACCCUGAGACACUCCCCCGUGGAGCCCUCCGCGCUGGUGAACUCAUGGCCCCUGCUCAAGUCACUCGCUAUAUCGACGCCAACCCCGUCGACGUACAGCUCGACAUCCCUGUGCUGGGACAGUUCCGGGUAUACUUUUUCGUCCCUGACGUUCACGUAGCCAGGAAGUUCUUGGAUUCCGUGUGCAACUAUAUCUCUUCGCCCAAUUCAAUCCUAGGGCGUGCAACAGCUGCAGCGGCCAAGUCAUAUGCACAACUCAACCUUCCUCCGGUCGAGUCGGACAAUUUCAUCCAGCCCGGGCGGUAUACGGCCGCAUCGCACCUCUUCACGUUCGCGACGGUGACGGGCAUGCAGAAAUCAAGCGUUGAGAUUACCGACUUGCCCGCCCUCCUACAGAAGAGUCGGUGGACGUUCUACCUGGACGACCUGCGGGAUCAGAAGACUGGCAAGUCGUUUACAGAAAAGUGGCUGGGUCCCGUUGAGGCCGACGAGGUUGCAAUUGUGAACAUCAGACCUGAUGGCUACGUAGGCAGUAUUGGGCGCUUUAAUGGGAAGGGCGACGGUGCAGAUGCUUCUCAGUGGCUGGACUCUUACUAUGGCGGCAUCCUGAAGGCAUGA
Messenger RNA from Exophiala spinifera, 1881 nucleotides. RefSeq lists its product as uncharacterized. The coding region runs from base 1 to 1881 and encodes 626 amino acids. Lineage: Eukaryota; Fungi; Ascomycota; Eurotiomycetes; Chaetothyriales; Herpotrichiellaceae. Gene Ontology annotation, molecular function: FAD binding. The record is from RefSeq and is a predicted model, not a curated record. The transcript has 6 exons.